CUUCUCCCUACAAUGUCUUCGAAAGCAAUCAGAGAAUACGACGCAAAGCUUCUAUUGGCCUAUUGGCUUCAGCGUGCACCUGCACCAAACCCAAACUUCGCCCCUUCACCAUCUUCUACUCUUAAAUUCCCCGCUCCAAGAGUAGCGCAGAUCUUAUGGGAUCCUUCAACUGAUUCCAUCACACCAGAUACCCUUCUUCCUUCUUGGGUAUCCACAACAAAGCUCGUCGCAAAACCAGAUCAGCUCAUCAAACGUAGAGGCAAAGCAGGCUUGCUAGCUCUUAACAAAGAUUGGCAAGACGCGAAGAAAUGGAUUCAAGAUAGAGCAGGGAAGCCUCAGAGAGUCGAAUCAGUCACGGGCACUCUCAGCUCUUUCAUCGUAGAACCUUUCCUCCCCCAUCCAUCAGACUCUGAGUACUACAUCUGCAUAACUUCAGCACGUCACGGUGACACUUUACUCUUCACCACUGCAGGUGGUGUCGACGUCGGCGAUGUUGACGCAAAGGCUCUCAAACUCGACAUACCCGUCCUCGGUCCUUUCCCAAGUCGCGCUGAUCUCCAGAGAAUCCUCCUCCGCGAUGUCCCAGCACACAAGAAAGAAGUCCUCACCGACUUCCUCGUCAGACUAUACUCUGUUUACGUAGAUCUCCACUACGCUUACCUCGAGAUCAACCCCUUGGUCGUCCUCGAUGACGGUACAAUUCACUACCUCGAUAUGGCUGCAAAGCUCGAUCAGACAGCCGAGAGCAUUUGCGGUCCGAAGUGGGCUGUCGCGAGAGACUUGACAGUCUACGAGGCCGCUCCGGCUGGACUUACCACUGGCUCCAAGAUAACCGCUGAUCGUGGCCCACCCAUGGUUUGGCCUGCUCCAUUCGGUAGAGAUCUCACAAAGGAAGAGGCAUACAUUCAAAAACUCGAUGCUUCAACUGGUGCUUCUCUCAAGCUCACCGUCCUCAACCCCAACGGUCGUGUUUGGACAAUGGUCGCAGGUGGCGGUGCAUCCGUCGUCUACAGUGAUGCCAUUGCUGCAGCAGGUUUCGCACAUGAACUUGCGAACUACGGUGAAUACUCUGGUGCUCCAAGCGAGGGCCAGACUUUCGAAUAUGCGAAGACAAUCCUCGACUUGCUCACGCGCCCACCUCCCCGCCCUGAUGGCAAGAUCCUCAUCAUCGGUGGUGGUAUUGCAAACUUCACCAACGUGGCUGCCACCUUCAAAGGCAUCAUCCGCGCACUCACAUCCUACAAAGCACAACUCAUCGCACACAAUGCCAAGAUUUAUGUCCGUCGUGGCGGUCCCAACUGGCAAGAAGGUCUCAAAGCCAUGCGUUUACUCGGCGAAUCCCUCGGCGUCCCCAUCCGAGUCUUCGGCCCUGACACCCACAUCACCGAAAUUGUUCCCCUUGCCCUCGGCCUCAAAUCCACAACGAGCACAACAGCACCCAUCAGCAUCCCCGCCACCGCACCUGGCUCCCCCAAGAUCUCGCCCGCAUCGCCCGAGCCCGGGGCCAGCGACGUUGGGGCUAUCCACGCAGAUGGGGAACGCACCCAGCCCAAUGAUGUCGUCGUCCGCUUCGAUUCCCUCAAAAGCAACAAAGGCUCCAGGCCCGCAUACAGGCCAUUCGACGAAGAUACACGCAGCUUUGUUUAUGGUCUUCAACCACGGGCCAUCCAGGGAAUGUUGGACUUCGAUUACAGCUGUAAACGUGCGCGUCCGAGUGUAGCGGCUAUGAUUUAUCCCUUUGGAGGACACCACAUUCAGAAAUUCUACUGGGGCACACGCGAAACGCUUCUCCCCGUAUACACCUCUCUCGAAGAAGCCGUCAAGAAGCACCCCGACGUCGAUGUCGUUGUUAACUUUGCGUCCAGCCGGAGUGUAUAUAGCAGUACGAUGGAGUGCCUGGGGUAUGAGAGCAUCAAGGCUAUUGCGUUGAUCGCCGAGGGUGUCCCAGAACGUCAGGCAAGGGAGAUUUUGUGGAAGGCGAAUGAGAAGGGCGUGUUGAUCAUCGGCCCUGCUACUGUUGGAGGGAUCAAGCCUGGUUGCUUCAGGAUCGGCAAUUCUGGAGGCAUGAUGGACAACAUCAUUGCCUCCAAGCUCUACCGCCCUGGCAGCGUCGGCUAUGUCUCCAAAUCCGGAGGAAUGUCCAAUGAGCUCAAUAACAUUCUCAGCCUCGUCACAAACGGUACCUACGAAGGUAUCGCCAUCGGUGGUGACCGCUACCCCGGCACGACCUUCAUCGACCACCUCCUCCGCUAUGAAGCCGACCCCGCAUGCAAAAUGCUCGUCCUCCUCGGUGAAGUCGGCGGUGUCGAAGAAUACCGCGUCAUCGAAGCAGUCAAGUCUGGCAAGAUCAAGAAACCCAUUGUUGCAUGGGCCAUUGGGACUUGCGCCAGCAUGUUCACUACGGAGGUGCAGUUCGGACACGCAGGCAGUAUGGCGAACAGCGAUAGCGAGACUGCGGAUGCUAAGAACAAAGCUAUGCGUGAGGCCGGAUUCAUCGUGCCCGCCACAUUUGAAGAGCUCCCCAAGGCUCUUAAGGACACCUACGAAGCGCUCGUCGCGCAGGGUGCUAUCGUCCUCGCCAGAGAAGUCGAGCCCCCUGUUAUUCCGAUGGAUUAUAAAUGGGCCCAAGAGUUGGGGCUUAUCAGGAAGCCGGCUGCGUUUAUCAGUACGAUUUCCGAUGAGCGUGGACAGGAGCUGCUUUAUGCUGGCAUGCGUAUCUCGGAUGUUUUCAGAGAAGAUAUCGGCCUUGGAGGAGUUGUCUCUCUCCUGUGGUUCAAGCGCCGUCUUCCCCCUUGGGCGACCAAGUUCAUUGAGAUGGUGCUGAUGCUUACGGCAGAUCACGGUCCAGCUGUCAGUGGUGCUAUGAAUACCAUCGUCGCCACCCGUGCGGGCAAGGACCUGAUUUCGAGUUUGGCGAGUGGUUUGUUGACCAUUGGUAGUCGGUUCGGUGGAGCACUGGAUGAAGCUGCUAGCAUGUUCAGUGGGGCUAGAGAUACGGGGUUGACGCCUCGGGAGUUUGUGGAUAAUUCCAGGAAGGCGAAUAAGCUCAUCUCUGGUAUUGGUCACAAGAUCAAAUCGGUGAACAACCCCGAUCUCCGUGUCGAGCUCGUCAAGGAAUACGUGAGGAAGAACUUCCCAAGCCACUCACUUCUUGAUUACGCGCUUGCCGUUGAGAAAGUAACCACGAGCAAGAAAGAUACCCUUAUCCUUAACGUUGACGGCUGUAUUGCCGUUUGCUUCGUCGACCUCCUGCGCGACAGUGGUGCCUUCACCCCUGAAGAAGCCGAUGAAUAUAUUAAGAUCGGGACCCUCAACGGUCUCUUCGUCCUUGGCCGCAGCAUCGGUUUCAUUGGACACCACCUCGACCAGAAGAGACUCCGUGCGCCGCUGUACAGACACCCUGCUGAUGAUAUCUUCAUCAACAUUGCGGAUUUGAAUCAGCCGAGGGUGUUGGGGAAAAUGCAGUGAGCGGCGCGUGUAUCAAUGUGAAGCUGAAUCAUUCCGCCGUUGUAAACUGAAAACUAUUAGACGUGCAUAAUACAAACUGAACCUCAUAGCAUAUCGUGGAUCCUUUUCUUCCGCUGUUUCUGUACUCAUGGCUUAGGAGAUUGUCUAGAACGCAUUUUCAUACUGUUUGCAAUGGAUAGAUUUUUCGUG
Suillus fuscotomentosus is the source of this 3657-nucleotide messenger RNA. RefSeq names its product ATP citrate lyase. Gene Ontology annotation, cellular component: cytosol. The record is from RefSeq and is a predicted model, not a curated record. Gene Ontology annotation, molecular function: ATP citrate synthase activity. Gene Ontology annotation, biological process: acetyl-CoA biosynthetic process; tricarboxylic acid cycle; citrate metabolic process. Bases 13 to 3468 code for a protein of 1151 amino acids. The transcript has 9 exons. Lineage: Eukaryota; Fungi; Basidiomycota; Agaricomycetes; Boletales; Suillaceae.